AUGGAUAUCAUUUCUCAUCCAGUAGUGACCAUCCUUGAAUAUGAUCCCAACUGGCCGAUACAAUUUCACAUCAUUGCGAAGAAGCUUAAAAAAUACCUUGAUCUAUGUUCAGUUACUUACAGGCUGAUAGAGCACGUUGGUAGCACUGCCGUCCCUGGCCUUGCAGCAAAACCCAACAUAGACAUCGUCAUUACGGUUCCGGAUGCAGAAAAUGCCGCCAAAGCACGUGAAGCACUUGUUCACGAGCCUAGUCCUGAGGAACACUACAAAUGUUAUGGAGAUGGUGGCAUCCACGGGAGAAUCAGCAUGAAGCCUCACGUACGCAAUCCUCUGGCGGAUCAAAGCGUUUACAUUAUCCGAGAGGACGACCCUGCGGGUCAGCUUGUUGUUCGUUGCCAUCUUGCCCUCCGAAACACUCUUCGAUUGCCGGAACUUGAAGCAUUCAAAGAAGAAUAUGGUCGAGUCAAGCUACAACUUUCCAAAUCGGCUAUUGAUGAUGUUGAUUACGGUCAAAAGAAAAACCCUGUCAUUCGGAAGAUACUCAAAAGCGGCGGGGUGGUCUGA
Exophiala bonariae is the source of this 564-nucleotide messenger RNA. RefSeq lists its product as uncharacterized. Lineage: Eukaryota; Fungi; Ascomycota; Eurotiomycetes; Chaetothyriales; Herpotrichiellaceae. The coding region runs from base 1 to 564 and encodes 187 amino acids. The record is from RefSeq and is a predicted model, not a curated record. The transcript has a single exon.